Molecule: messenger RNA, 1706 nt
Organism: Mercenaria mercenaria
Lineage: Eukaryota; Metazoa; Mollusca; Bivalvia; Venerida; Veneridae
Product: forkhead box protein B1-like
Exons: 3
Coding region: 200-1228 (342 amino acids)
Biological process (GO): regulation of transcription by RNA polymerase II; cell differentiation; anatomical structure morphogenesis
Molecular function (GO): DNA-binding transcription factor activity, RNA polymerase II-specific; RNA polymerase II cis-regulatory region sequence-specific DNA binding
Source: RefSeq, a predicted model, not a curated record
AACAAAUAAAUAAAAAAUAUUGCUUUUUCUAAGAAGUUAUAAAUAUUUUGAGAGUUAGUCUUAAUACAGACUAACGUAACGUCAUUAAAAACGCAAUCAGGAAAGAAAAAAAAACUACCUACUGAGAGAAUUUUGUUGCAAGUUUAAAAGACGUAUUUUGAAGGGAAAAAAAAGAACUUUACCAAAUCUAUCGCCUGCAAUGCCUCGUCCGGGACGGAACACCUACAAUGACCAGAAGCCGCCGUACAGUUAUAUUGCCCUGACGGCGAUGGCUAUCAGCGCAUCACGGGAGAAAAUGUUGCCGCUCAGUGACAUAUACAAGUUUAUUAUGGAUAAAUUCCCAUUCUACAGACAGAACACACAGCGAUGGCAGAAUUCUUUGCGCCACAACCUGUCAUUUAACGACUGCUUCAUAAAGAUACCUCGACGGCCCGACAGACCCGGGAAAGGCAGUUACUGGGCGCUUCAUCCAUACGCUGGUGACAUGUUUGAAAAUGGUAGCUUUCUUCGUCGGCGUAAAAGAUUCAAAUUGCACCAGCAAAGGCAACUUCAGGCGAUGGGUUUGCUCUCUCCAGAUUCCAAUAUGAAACAUGGAUUUGAAAUGACUUCAUAUCUACAAGACGACGCAAGAGUUCGUUUGCAGCAGUUUGCCGCGAGUGCUGCAAGUUCUAAUUACUUGAACAGUCUUCAUUCUAACGGGCGUUCUACAUAUAAGCAGCCGUUUACAAUUGAAAAUAUCAUAGCUCCUGAAACAAAAGCCGGAAGUACUUCAAAUACAACACUUCCGGCUACACCGUUACCCGGAUUUGCUAGCCAGUUCGGCCCUACGCAUAAUAUUCCAUCAAGUUUUAUGUUGCCGUACCAUGGACUUAGAAGUGAGUCGGACUUAAUUUCGAGUUUAGCAUGUACAUACGGACAACUAAAUGGGCGUAUGGCAGCACUUGAAUAUUACAACACUUUAAAAACUUCAUUUCAGCAUCCGCCGACGGCUUUAGCUUUACCAUUGAAACCGACGGCUUUGUCGGCUAUAUCGUUAGCCAGGCAUCAAGAAACUUUUGAAAAGCAAUUGACAAAGCCAGCUAUAAUGCACAGCGUAGACUCAUUACUGAAGCCAUCUAAAGACCAACAUUCACCGACCGGAAGUCGUCUAGAGAUGCCCGUCUCACCGGAAGUGGUCGGUCACAAAAUAAGUGACAGCAUGUCAGAAUAUAGAAAUGGCACAAUUUAAGGUGUUGUUAGAUAAAUCUGAAACAUUAAUAAAUCAAAACUGGUACAUUGGAAGGAAUAAUUUUGUAAUAACUGAUGGUUAGCACUUUUGAUAACUUGGUUCAAUAGAUAAUAAAUGAGAAUCGUCAAGUCAAGAAGAGAGACGUUUUAUUCGGAUAUAACAUUUGAAAUUAAUUGUAACGUUUCUUUAAGAGUUCCCUUUUAAGUAGCCCAUCAAGUGAUUUUAGUUGAUAUUUUGAUGCCUCGUACAUCGUUUGAACAUAAUCUAACGAGUUGCUAAUACAUAGCACUACAUGAAAUAAAUUUUCAAAUUUGUUCCUACUUUUAAGUAUUACUUAUGUAUUUUCUCAUGUCUAGAGUCAUUGUUAAUGUUGCGUUUUAUCAUAUUAUUACGAUAUAAAAAUGCAUUUUUUGUGAUUUAUUUUGUGCUGUGUGCAUUUAUUUCUGUUCAAAAUUCGUGCAAUAGAAUUGUACAUAAC